GAUCCUUGCUGUUCAGGGAGACUGUAUAUCAUUUUAGAUUGGAUCAGGAACCUGUGCGUGAGAGCGCGCGCUUGCGCUGUAGGACGCGAUUGCGUCAUUCGGAACGCGACGGCUCGCGUUUGUUUUCUAAAGUGAGACCCGGAAGUGGACUGGGCUGCCCCGGUGAGUCACAGGAGACGGACGGACUUUGGCUGCUUAUGCGCUCAGGUGGAGGGAAAGAUGACUCACAGCGUCCAUCUGCCACCUUUAACGCCUCACAGGAUCUCUAACUAACUCCGAAAUCUUUACCGAGUAAUCGGAAUAAUCAGAAUAAAGAGAGAGAGAGAGAGAGAGAGAGAAUGCAGCAGCAGCAGCAGCUCAGUGUCCCAUCAGCUGUCCUGCUCCUGCUCCUGCUCCUGCUCUGUGGCCCAGCUGUGUCCAGUGCAGGACUGGGGGAGUCUGAACCCGAGACCCCGGACUGGAGGAAGACUUUAAAAACCAUCCGCAAUGGAAUCCACAAGAUAGACACAUAUCUGAACUAUGCUCUGGAUUUAAUCGGAGGAUCUGAUGGACUGUGUCAGUUCAAAUGCUCUGAUGGAUACAAACCCAUUCCCAGACCUCAUUACAAACACUCUCCGCCCAACGGAUGCGGCUCUCCGCUGUUCGGAUUUCACUUUGAUAUCGGGAUUCCCUCUAUGACGAGAUGCUGUAAUCAGCACGACCGCUGCUAUGAUACGUGUGGACGAGAGAAACACGACUGUGAUGAUCAGUUCCAAGUUUGCUUGGAGACCAUCUGUAGGAAUGUACAGACCACACUGGGACUGGACCAGAGCGUACAAGCGUGUGAAUCGGCGGUGACUCUGCUCUUCGAUGCCGUCAUGCACCUGGGCUGUAAACCCUACCUGGACAGCCAGAGAGCUGCGUGUAUCUGCCGCUACGAGGAGAAAACUGACCUGUGAUCAGCUGCGUUCAGGCUCCGAGAAAUCCUGACGCCUUUGAGGAACAUCUAAAGAGUCAAAACUCCGCCCUCGAAGUCUGCAGCACUGCGCAGUUUAAUGUUUUCCCUCGUUUUAAAGGUGCCAUGUGUGAUGUUUAAAAGUGUUUCUAAACCUGUAAUAAUCAAAUAAUAUGAAAGAUACUUCAGAGAAACUAUGGUUCAUAAUAUUGCUAUGCAGUGCAUCCUGCUAGCUUUCAAGUUUAUGUUUUUUCGGCCCUGAAAUUAGCUCCAUCCCCAAUCAAAAUCAGAGCUGCUCAGCUGUGGCUUUUUUCUUUAAAUGGUGCCUGAUGAAGCUUACGUGCUUUCACCAGUUUUUGUCUGAAGAGACAGAAGAGAAAAGUUUGUCAGUUUUUUUAAUCAUUGCAGUUGCAGUUCACUUUACAGACAGCAGAGGGUGCCAAAACUUACUGCGCCUUUAAUUCUCCUGAUUCACUUCAUUAUCAAGUCAUGUACAGCAUGAAUCGGAUGUUUUGGAGGAAACAGUAGUCUGUUCCAGUUUAGGUCUCGGAGUAAAUGAGGCUUCAUCCCAAACACUGAGGCUCUUCACUAAUCAGUGCUCUAACUGAAAGCCUCAGCCACUGGACGAGAUUUAUUUUUUAUUCUUUUCUGGAAACCCGACAUCAUCCCAAACCAGACAAGCUUUUAAAGUCUCCUGACUGUGACUGUUUUUUUUUUUAAUCAGGCCUUAAUGUGUCUCAGGGAUGAGAAAAGUUCACUAUGCACGUGUUUUGUGUUUGUUCUGUGCUUUAUGGAGUUGAUAUGAUAUCAGAAAUCAGACACAGUGACAAACUCAGAAUCUUGUAAAUCUGUAACUUUAAAUCUGUAACAAUUUUUUAUUUCCUCUUCUAACGGGACAGUUUUUUCUUUACUCACAAUUUGUUUGUACUUUACAUCUGUUGGAGUCUUAGCCCCGCCCCCUUUCUCUCUAAUGCUGGGCUCUUAGCCCCGCCCCAUCUUCACUCUAAUUGUGGGCUCUUAGCCCCGCCCCUUUUCUCUCCAAUGCUGUGCCCAACAUGAGAGAGAAGAGGGGGCGGGGCUAAGUGCCCAGCAUUAGAGAGAAGAGGGGGCGUGGCUAAGAGCCCAACAACUAAGUGCCCACAACUAAGUGCCCUAGCCCCGGCCCAAUCUUCUCUCUGAUGCUGGGCUCUUAGUCCCGCCCCUUUUUCUCUCUAAUGCUGGGCACUUAGCCCCGCCCCUUUUCUCUCUAAUGCUGGGCACUUAGCCCCGCCCCUUUUCUCUCUAAUGCUGGGCACUUAGCCCCGCCCCUUUUCUCUCUAAUGCUGGGCUCUUAGUCCCGCCCCUUUUCUCUCUAAUGCUGGGCUCUUAGUCCCGCCCCCCUCUAAAAUUUUACAAAAUUUCUGUAAAACCCUGGAGUGGUGUAAUAUGAAGGCUGUGAGCAUGUGAAUUGUAAGUUUUAAUCGCACAGUAAACAGUGUAAAAACCUGAAUUGUUGGUUAUUUGAAUUUGCAUUUACAUUUAAAUUCCUUUUGCCUGUAAAUAAGUGCACAGUGCGUAUGAGUGUUAGUGAACGGUUACUGUAAGCAGCACUGCUGGGGAAAGUGAUGAUGAUAGAAGAGCUCUGAACACACAGAGGAACUCGGGAACACACAUUAUUUCCCAGAAUUCCUGCUGGUGCUCCUGAGUAGCGCUGUGGCUACACACACUGUUCGUUUUAAUAUGAAUUCUCACUGCAGCAGUCUGUAGAGUGACAGAAAUGUUCGAGUCCUGUCUUUUCCUUUACGGAAACAGACCAUCAGGUUUUAUAUGGAAUGGUGUACAAUGGAAAAGUCUUUGAGUUAAGAUCACUGCCUGGUUGAUUUGAGAGCUGAGCUGCACUUUAUUUAUUAAUUAAUAAUGAUGUAGAGGAUUUUCCAUCAUGCAGUCGUGGUGUAUGAGGAAUUAUUUUUACCUCAAAUAAAAUCAUUUAAAUCCUA
Messenger RNA from Pangasianodon hypophthalmus (striped catfish), 2910 nucleotides. RefSeq names its product phospholipase A2, group XIIA (gene pla2g12a). Gene Ontology annotation, cellular component: extracellular region. Bases 339 to 938 code for a protein of 199 amino acids. The transcript is spliced from 4 exons. Gene Ontology annotation, biological process: lipid catabolic process; phospholipid metabolic process; arachidonate secretion. NCBI's taxonomy places the organism in Eukaryota, Metazoa, Chordata, Actinopteri, Siluriformes, Pangasiidae. Gene Ontology annotation, molecular function: calcium ion binding; A2-type glycerophospholipase activity. The record is from RefSeq and is a predicted model, not a curated record.